Dipodomys spectabilis (banner-tailed kangaroo rat) is the source of this 824-nucleotide messenger RNA. Its product is annotated as C-type lectin domain family 4 member E-like. The transcript is spliced from 6 exons. Bases 66 to 710 code for a protein of 214 amino acids. Lineage: Eukaryota; Metazoa; Chordata; Mammalia; Rodentia; Heteromyidae. The record is from RefSeq and is a predicted model, not a curated record.
CUGCCAGCAGCCCUGCCGUCUCCCCGAGAAAGACACCCAGAAACAGGAGAGAGAGGAACGCAGACAUGGAUUCGACUCAGCCCCACGCAGCCCAGCACGCAGACAGAGGCUGCUUCUCCACACCGAGGUUCCUGUGGGUGGCAGCUGGAACUUCCAUCGUGUUUCUUGGCCUCUGUUUUGUUACCAGAUGUGCAGUGACGUACCACAGCUUACAAACGUGUAAGGAGAAAAACUUCCGACCACAUACAAAUUUCAAGAGGAUCUCUUGCUAUCAUGAUGAAUCAGGUCUGGUCCACAGCUGCUGCCCACUGAACUGGGAGCAUUUCCAGUCCAGCUGCUACUUCUUCUCUGUGGACGCCUUGAACUGGGAGGCCAGCGUGAGGAACUGCUCGGGGAUGAGGGCCCAGCUGGUGGUGAUCAACACGCCAGAAGAGCAGGAAUUCCUCUACCACACAAAACCCAGGAGGAGAGAGUUCUUCAUCGGCCUCUCGGACCAGGUGACGGAGGGCCAGUGGUUGUGGGUGGACAGCAGUCCCCUCAUAAAGUCGCUCAGCUUUUGGGAUGCUGGCGAACCCAACAAUCUAGUUACCGUGGAAGACUGUGCUACCAUAAGAGACUCUCCAAACCCCAGGAGGAACUGGAAUGAUAUUCCCUGCUUCUACACCAUGCCCCGGGUCUGCGAGAUGCCGGAGAUCAGUGUCUGGGACUAAGGAAAAUCUCUACGCUCAGAAAAACGGAGAAGGGCCGGAGGCUCCCGCCUGGCAUCCCAGCUACUCAGGAGGCUGAGAUCGGAGGAUUGAGGUUGGAGGCCAGCCCGGGCAGGA